GCAAACUCCGUCCGGCUGCGUAAUUGCAAAGUGGGUUUAAAGCUCGUGCGCUUUUACGCUCAACUUUGGGCCACUUCGGGAAGGACUUCGCUGGUUGACAUCGGGGCAGGAGGAGCAUCGAUGGCGCCCCCGGAGCUGUACCACAAAGAGUUCGCCAGUGCGGGCCACCGGGCUGGGCUGCAGAUCUGGCGGAUCGAGAAACUGGAUCUGGUGCCGGUGCCCGAACCGCUGCACGGCAACUUCUACGUGGGCGACGCCUACUUGGUGCUGCACACGGUCAAGAGGAGCAACGCCACCUUCUACAAUCUGCACUACUGGCUAGGUACGGGACAGCGGGGGUGGAUGCAGGGCAGAAGGGAGGGGGCAAAAUCAGCCACCUCCUGGUCUAGCGGGACCUGCCGCUAGACUUUAAGGGGCCACAUGAUGCGCUUUUGUUUUUGGCUGCUUCCCCCGCCGGUCUGGAAGUUCUUGUGGAUGAGCCAAUCUCUUCUACUGAAGAGAGUUUGACACGCUCAGGAAGGUGCUUUCUCCAUAUCUAUAUUUUCUCACGCUUUGUUCAAAGGAGCUUGGGAAAGCGGCUCCUGGUCGAAAUGCGGGGUGUUCCCAUUUUAUCCUCCCAACAACCCUGUCAGGUAGGUUAGGAUGUGAGACAAUGGCUGGCCCAAGGUGAACUUCAUGAGCUUCAAAUCCCAAGUGGUGAUUUGAAUCCUGUUCUCCCAGGCCCUCGUCUGGUGCUCUAACCAUUACACCAUACUGUCUCUCCUUCUGUGUUGGCUCCUGACACACCCACCUUCCUUGCUGCUGCAACACAUUAUCAGGAAGCUGCUUGGUAUCAUUGGUGCAACUUGCUCAGUUAUAGACUGACAGGCAUCCACUGCCCAGGGUUUCAGGCAGGAAUCUUUACCAGCUAUUACCUGGGGAUGCUGAGUUUUGAAACUGAGCCCCUUCGUGUGCAAAGCAGAUGUGACAGUGUUCCUCUCAGCUGCCUGAGUCUGCUGUCAAAAAGUUUUGGCAGUGUUACCCAGCUGGUGCCAUAAUGUUUCUGCACAAUUCUGUUUCUCCUUCGGGGCACAGAUUAUAGGAUUUAAAGUACUGGCGGGGAGAUGUGUGUGUGUGUGUGUGUGUGUGUGUGUGUCUUCUUUGAUGCUGAUUCCAGAAGAUGAGUUGCAAAGGAGCUCAGCACCCGAGCUGUUUUGUAAGCAGCAGAUAUUUGUUGUAGGUGCUACAAAGAGGAAUCUUAUGGCACCGUUCAGUCUAGAUUGUAAACUCCCCGCAGGCAGGGACCUGCCCUCUUGUGCCCUUUAAAGCUCUACGCACACAUGUGGCUUUGUAGAAAGAAUGAUAUUAUCAACAUAUUUAUUGUGGGUUCCCACAAUGUGGCUAAACCCGGUGCCUUCCAAGGUGACGUGUACCGGAAAGGGGGAACUAGAUUUGCCUCCUACAAUAAAUGCAAAAGAGAAUCUCUUGUAACAAUGAAUCUGUUAGCCUUCAAGGUGACAUAAGAAUUUGUUUCUUUGCAGAUACUAGGAACUUGCAGGUAAUGUGAAUCUUGGUCUUAGGGUCCAACCCAUUUAGUGUCACCUUUUCCCUGCUUUGGUCCUGCUCCAUAUUUAAAGAAACAGUUAUGAAUUAAUAUUUUAUAAUAAUUAUAAAAAGUAUUCCUGAGCAUGUACAGAGCAAAUGCCUUAAGUCCCUGCAUAUCUGGAACUGAGGUACAAGGCUUCUUGUCCUGAAUGACGUUGCCUCUCUUUUUAGAAAUAGUUUUUUUAAAAAAUAAAAAAUAAAAUAAUGUUUCUAUCCUGCUCUUCCUCCAAGAUGUUCAGGGUGUCCCUCCUUAUCCUCACAACAACCCUAUAAAGUUGGUUAGAUUGAGAGAGAAUGACUGGCCCAAAUAACCUAGUGAGCUUCAUGGCUAAGUAGGGGUUGGAAUUUGAUUUAAUGUUUGUACACUGUUUUUCCAACUGCAAUAUUGAGCUCAAAGCAGCUCACAAUCAUGACAAAGCACUAAAAAAUAGUGGACAACAUUUCCAUCAAGAUCAUCGCAUCAGAAAUCGCAAUGGCAUAUAAGUAACACAAAAGCAAACGAUGAAAGCAAAACAAUAGAAAGCAGUAAAACAAAAUAAACAUUUAUUUAUUCCACUGAUAGUCACCUUUCCUCCAAAGAGCUCUUUUCUAGAUCAGCUCAUUCCAUUGUGCCAGGUGGAUGUUGUAAGGAGUAAUGUGCACAUAAAAUGUGGUAAACUCAUUUUUCUGCAGAAAGAACCAGAGGCUAUUGGCAAGGUGAGGGAGUUGGCAGUUUUGCUAAUGAAUUUUGCCACCCGCAGUGGUGUGUUGCGCUGUGUUUAAGUAUCUCCUGUGGUUUGCAGAAGAGGCUGUGUGCAGGGCCGAUAGGAGUGGGGGGAGGGUAGAAGGAGGGCCCUUUGGCCUGGGUCUCAAGCUCAAAUGUUGGGCCCCUCAGAUUUAGACUCUUGUCAAUUUUGGAGGCAUUCAAUAAGUUUCACAGCUUGUGCUUAUGCACAUAAGACCAAAAUGCAACACACUUUGUCCGUUCAGAACAGCAUAGUGAAUCAAUGAAGAGAUGUGCUUUGGCGAAAGGCAUUUUUUGGGUUAGCUGAUAAUAGGUUUUGUCACAUUAAAGAAUCAUAGAAUUUGAAGGGACCCCAAGGGUCAUCUAGUCCAACCCCUUGCAAUGCAGGAAUCUCAACCAAAGUAUCCCUGACAGAUGGCCAUCCAACCUGAGUUUAAAAUGUUCUUCCAUAUUAAUUAAAAAAUAUUUCUGUUCUGAUGGCACAAGAUUGGACUGUGAUGGACAUGCCGUCUCAGAUUUGCUGAUUAUAUAAACAAACCAUUCAUUAUUUUGUUGGCAGGGGUGCUUUAUUUUGUUUGCGUGUAUCAUCAUUUUUUAUUUUUUGUUAUCGUGGCUAGGGGCCUAAAAUGCUGAAAGUGACCCAGGCCUCUCAGGAGACGGUCUGGCAGUGUGUAAAUCCUUUUCUGCUUGGUUUUGUGCUCAACUCAUAUAUCCCUUGAUGAAAACUCUCUAUCUACAUCUGCCAAUUUCCAUUUUGACCUGAGGUUGCACCUGAGGUUUCACACCCACACCCACACCCACACACGUGCGCACAGCUUCUGUUUGGUGCACAAAACAAAGUCCUGGACCUGAAGAUACCUUCUUUGGCUGCAUGUAACGGGAAAUUAUUAAAGGUUAUAUUUGUGAUUAAAGAUUAUAUUUUGAAGUUGUGAAUUACCAGUACUUCUGAAGUACAGACAAGAGCAUCAAAUGGGGCUUUGAUUUGGAUUUGCGUGGACUCAGUCAUGUGGAAAUGCAGGCAUCAAGAGUGUUACGCAGCAUUCAAUUCAGUAGGACCCCAACUAGAUAGAGUUCAACUUGGACUCAGCCAUGAAGCUCAGAGGGCGACCCUGGACCUGUCACUAGGCUUCAGCUUAACCUAUCUCACAGGGCUCCUGUGACAAGAGGGUGAGGAAAAUCAAGUAGAGCACCAUGAGCUCCUUGGAAGAAAAGUGGAAUAUAAAUGUAAUAAAUAAAUAAAUAGAUAUCUGUCAAAACUGCACUCUUUGGAACCUGGUCAAUGUAUGUGGAAGACAUCAUUGCUUCUCCCAUUCUCCUCAGCAAACAGGACUACCCAAAGUUCCUUAAAAUAAUUUAACUGGAUUGCACAGGCAGGCAUUUAAUCUGUAAUAGUUUGCCCUUCUUUGCUAUUUUGCUCCUCUAAAUAUUCUUAUUUUAGGAAAAUGCUUUAGGAAAAAUACUUUAGGAAAUCGAGAAUAUUAUUAAGAACAUUCCUGUCUGGUUUUAGGAAAAGAGUGCAGUCAGGAUGAAAGUACCGCAGCAGCCAUCUUUACGGUUCAGAUGGAUGAUUAUCUUGGAGGGAAGCCUGUUCAGCAUCGGGAAAUCCAGGGAUAUGAGUCUACGCAAUUCGUUGGAUAUUUCAAAGGUGGCAUAAAGUAUAAGGUACGUAAUAGUGUGAUUGCGUGAUGUGUCUACAAUAAUUGGAAUCUUUGAAAAGGGAACUAAAAAGAAGUUACAGUUCCAACUCGGUGUUAAAGCAGAGCUUGAAGCAAACAAUAGUCUCUAAGUGGUUUCCAAAGAUACGAUACAAAAAAUCAAAAUCAAUUAAGGGUAUAAAAUCACACAUCAAUUAAAAUGCAUACUGGAAUAUAUAUAUUUUUUAAAAGUCUUCAAUAAGUGGCGGAAGUUCAAUAGGGCAGCCCCACGUAGUCUAUGUCCCACCAGUCGGCAGUUUGUUUUAUUUCCUGGGGUAAAAUCCUAAAAAGAGCUCAACAACUUUGGGGUAAAAUCCUAAAAAAGCUUAGCAACUUCAGUCCUAAAAAAAGGUCAACAACUUUGGUUGGCCCUCAUGGCCCUUCACUUCAUCAAAUCUGGCCCUCUAAGGUUACUUAUGUAUAGAUCCUCUUGGCCUAACUAUCCCUGUCCAAAAAUGGCUGCUGUUGAUGAUGUAUCAGCUAUAGCUGGUAAAAGGCACUGAGGCCACCUGAUCUUUCAGUGACAAAGAUGGAUCCAGGUACAGCCUCAAACUUCAAACUUGUCCUUUCCAAGGAAGUGCAAGCCCAUCGAGAAGAAACAACUGGUCUGUCUCCCUGACCAUCUUCUCAGGUUUCAAACUCAGUUUUCUGUGUUAGUGCAAAUCUGGUUGGGUGUGAUGUAUGAUCUACUUCUGUAUAUGUGUACUAGGUCCUUAUAUACUCCAUCACAGAAACCAACUAACCCUAAUUUGCUUCACUUUAUUUAGGCAGGUGGUGUUGCCUCGGGCUUUAAUCAUGUGGUCACCAAUGACCUCAGCGCAAGAAGACUUCUGCAUAUCAAAGGCCGGAGAGUGAUUCGAGCCACCGAAGUUCCUCUUAGCUGGGACAGUUUCAACAAAGGAGACUGCUUCAUUGUUGAUCUUGGAACGGUAAGUGGUCAAGGAAUGAAGUUUUCCAAAGCAACAAAAUCUCCUACAAAAACUGCCAUAUACGGUAAUUAAGUCUGAGCCCCAAACCAAGAUCUUCUCUAUACAUUACAGACACUUCCUCUGUGAUAUUAGACUCAAAAUAACUUGUGUUGCAAGCACUGGUGGUUUGCUGCUGACCACAUCCCUUCAAGCAUUUAAGCAGAUAAAAGACCAACAGGAAAUAAUAUUUUCUAGAAUUUGUCAUGCUCUAAAAUGGCCCCAGCAAAGCUUGGUUAAAAAGGAAUAAAGGUAAAGGGACCCCUGACCAUUAGGUCCAGUUGUGGCCGACUCUGGGGUUGCGGUGCUCAUCUCUCUUUAUUGGCCGAGGGAGCCGGCAUAUAGCUUCCGGGUCAUAUGGCCAGCAUGACUAAGCCGCUUCUGGCGAACCAGAGCAGCGCACGGAAACGCUGUUUACCUUCCCGCUGGAGCAGUACCUAUUUAUCUACUUGCACUUUGACGUGCUUUUGAACUGCUAGGUUGGCAGGAGUAGGGACCGAGCAACGGGAGCUCACCCCGUCGUGGGGAUUCGAACCUCCGACCUUCCGAUCGGCAAGUCCUAGGCUCUGUGGUUUAACCCACAGCGCCACCCGCGUCCCUUUAAAAAGGAAUACCUUCAUCUUAAUGUAGUUCUGAUUCAAAGACAGAAACAACCAUAUGUAAGAAGCAUUGAAAAAAGCCAGGAUUUCUCAAGAUUGGAAUCAGAUUUGCUAUUUCCCUUCAUCUUGUUUACUCCCCUCGUGUGGUCAAAAUAUUAAAUUUGACUUAGGGCAGUGGCAUGAGACCAGGAUGUAGUAUUUAUUAUCAAGUGGUCAGUAUGGGACUCAGGCUGAAUGUUCAUGAUUUAACAUUAGAAAGAACUGAGAAUAAGCAGCCCAUUGUGAAAGGUUGGAGAGAAUGCAGAAGGAAGAUGCUGUGAGCUAAAAGCAGAGGUGGGGAAACCUAUGGCUUUCCUGUUGUUGUUGAGCUCCAAAUCCCAUCAUCUCUAACCAUGCUGGCUGGGGCUGAUGGGAGUGGAAGUCCAGUAAUAUUUGGAGGACCACAGAUCCCCCACGCCUGAUCUAGAGUUUUGAAGGAAAGACUUGCUUUUUUCUGAAUAAGAAUAUUGUAGAAUAAACAUAUUUAUGUCCAUAAUUACAGUUGGGUCACUUCAGAAUGUUGCUUUUGUGUGUGUUGAAAGGUCAUUCAGCUCUUUUGUGCUGCUGUCCUUCUGAGGAAUUUUGGGAUUGCAGUGAUACAAUUUAUUAGAUAGUGUGGUAGAUUAUUUUGCGGGUGUGGUGAGGAAACACACGACAACCUUCAAAUCUUGUUGAUUUACUUUUGUAACCAGAUAAGGUCUAUGGAUUGCAAACACAGCUUCCAUGGAGCCUUGGUGUUUGUCCAUGCAGUAUAUUUCCAUAUGUUAUUUGCAUUUUUUUAUUUAAAAAAAAUGCUUUGAGCUUUGUUUUCUGUUUCUUGACUAAGCCAAGAGAUGUUGAGAUUUUCUCAUUUCAUAUCCCUACGUGGUUGUGCAUCUGGUUGGCAUUUACUGUACAUGAAGCAAGAACUGGAAAUUCAGGUGCCUUACUAAACAAUUAAUCUGAUUAAUUUGGCAAGCCUUCCAUAGCAAAUGCACACUAGCGUUGCUAAAUGAGAAUAUUCUGCUACGUUCGCAUAACCGUUUGUACUGGCCACCAAUAAACAUUGCACAACUAAGAUAAUGAAAAUGCAGAAUACUUUGUAAAAUCAGCAAUGAGAUGCUAUUAGCUGCGGCCGAAAGAACAUUUCUCUAGAAGGCAAUAUGUGCUUUGAAACAACUUGGACCUGCAAUAAAAUGCUGCAGAGUAAAGCUGCUUCCUGUCAGGGUUCCAGCCAGCUCUUCCAGGAAACUCAAUUUUACUCUCCUCACAUAUUCCAUUUGUCCUCCAGCAGUGAAUCUGCAAUCUGUGCCUACCGAACGCAGUCAGUUUGCAUUGGAUCUUCCCCAGCUUAGAGUUUUAAAAAUAACUUUUUUUGUACUUCUCGAGGUCUCUUCAACCCUACUCAUACUUCCGUCUUGUGCGUGGGUGAUUCCACGUUGGCUACAUAAGAAUCCACACAUACAGAAUGAGUUCACUGUUAAUGUACAGAAUUGUGCAAUGAACACUUUGAAACAUCCCAAUUGCUGUUUCUUCUUUUUGUUUCCUUACCCCAUCUCCUUUUAUUUACUUUAUGUAUGUGUUGCGGGGGGGGGGGGGGAGAGAGGUUUUCAUUAUCAGUUCAGAGGUUGUGCUGGUGACACAUGUUCGUCUGUCUAAAUAUUGUUCUGGGGUGCCUUUCAACACUCAGAAAUGAUGUUAAUCGGCUAAGUAGAUUUCUCACUUGACUGCAUUGCCACUACCUCAUUUCCAGGCCAGUAAGGAUUCCGUACUGUGAUAAUACACAUAAACACAAGGGUUAAACAGAUCAUGUAACUGGGAAAAAGGCAUCCAGACCACAAAAGGAAAAAAGGAUAAAAUUCAGUUUUAUUAAAUGAUAAAACAAGGCCCCAGUAUGAUAAAUAUGUCACAAGGCUGCAACCACAGCAGGGGAUAAAAACGACUGAAUAACGACUGAACGCCCUACCAUGAGUCAGGGAGAUAAAGAAUUACACAACUUUUAGAAAACAUCUGAAGGCUGGGAAGUUUUUAAUGUCUGACAUGUUAUUAUUUUUUAUAUUUUGCUGGAAGCCACCCAGAGUGGCUGGGGAAACCCAGCCAGAUGGGUGGGGUAUAAAUAAUAAAUUAUUAAUAUUUAUUGUAUUAUAUAUACACCCCUCCUGCUAUGUAGCUAGCUAGGCAUCUACUCCUCUCCACGUUUGUGCCCUGAACUGGACUACUGAUGCAACAGCAUGACCACACCUCUUCCCAAACUCAAAUCCCCUCACCUGACGGGGCUCAUGCAAGUAGCCGGCAUCUUCCGCCUUUGCACCUGGCGCAAAGGGCCCCUCCUUGACCUUGGAGACAUUGGACUGAGGAGAUCCUAAUGGCCCAACUCUCUCAGGGACUGUCUCUUUCUUCUCUUCCUGCCCUCCCUGCAACUCUUCCCCUGUCUCUGACAGCCCUGACUUUCAAGCCCUGACUCCUGCCUUGUGCACAAAUCACUGGCCUCAUGAUCCUCCACCCUCCUUGCCUCCUCACACACCCCUUAGAGUCCUGCCUGUCUCUGAUAGCAACAGCAGUCCUCACCCCUUUCAGCUGAGCCGCAUGUUUAUGUGCCCAAUGCCUGAUGAUGCAGGAUGUGGCUUGGCGAAAACCGACUUGUCGGUCAAAUAGGGAGGUGAUUUGCAUUGGAUGUUGCUGCCUAGGAAUCUGGAAUGUUUGUCUACUCUUGCUUUUCUAAAAGUUUCGAAACCUUUCACAGCUGGAACUCUGAAAGGCUUUCAGAUACGCGGCUUUUAUUAAAAUUGUAAAGAGUUGUGUCAGACCUCACCAAUUGGGACCCAUUCACAGCAGGCAGGGGAAUUAAUAGCUGUCUUGACUUUAGGCACAUGCCAAGUGCUUUUACAGUGGUACCUCGGGUUCAGAACGUAAUUCGUUCAGGGUGUCCAUUCUUAACCUGAAACUGUUCUUAACCUGAGGUACCACUUUAGCUAAUUGGGCCUCCCACUGCCACUGCACGAUUUCUGUUCUCAUUCUGAAGCAAAAUUCUAACCCAAGGUACUAUUUCUGGGUUAGCGGAGUCUGUAACUUGAAGCGUCUGUAACCUGAAGUGUCUGUAACCUGAGGUACCACUGUAGUAGCAUUUUUGGAGUAUGAAUCAGAAUUCAAAAUUGUGAAUUGUGAAUAGUGAAGCUGUUUGGUCUAGAAAGUAGGCGUGGGCUUAGUUUCAUUUAGUACUCCUUUCACUAGGAAAGUAGAAAACGCUGUAUUCUUGGGUGUGUGCUCAGAAUGGAUUCAUUAUAUGCCAAAACGCCUGUGGACUGAGGAACAAGACGUUUAUUAAUGGAGAUAAAUUUUAGGCAAAGCACAUAAACUAGGAACUGUAGUUCUUUUAGAGUCCUCUUAUUCCACCUUUCUGUUUUUCUACUUUCAGGCUACCAAAAUCUGUUCAUUCCAUGCGAUUCUGUUGUGAAAUUAUUUGUAGCUUGUCUUUGAAUUAAAGCUUCUGCUUCCAUACAAGCUUAUUUGGAUGAGUUUGCGGGAUUUAUUUAUUCAGUCAGCUUGUUAGCUGUCCUUUAGCAUAAUCUCCCAGGGCGGUGAACAAUUAAAAGAAUGAAAUGAAACAAUCAAAAUGCAGCAAUCAAAGCCACAGUGACAGCAAUUAAGAAGAGCCAGCUGUGAACUGUGAAACAAUAAUUAAGAAAACAGAAAUGACUGGCUCAACCAACGGCUGGGAUGCCAGGGCAAAUCAAAGAAGCCUUCAUCUUUGGCAGCCAAGGGAUCACUAGGCAGGGCUGGCAUCAAGGACUGACAUGAGUUGCCUUCACACCAAGUACUUACAAAGCACUGUGAUGCCACUUUAAGCACUCAUAGCUUCCCCCCAAUAAUUCUGGGAGCUGUAAUUCAUUAAGGGUUCCGAAAGCUGUUAGCAGACCCCUAUUCUCCACAUGGAGCUACAAUUCCCAGAUUGGUUGCACAGUCAACCCCUCUUCAUAAGGAACUCUGGGAACCUAUAGCAACCAGCAUAUAGUGUCAAAUAACCAUUCUUGCUAGUCCUUAAUAGAAACAGUUAUGAAUCAUUCUGCCAUAUAGACACAACAGAUCUGUAUACUAAUCUGUACACACAGUUGUAGCUUUGUGAUGCCACAAUGAAUAAACCAUGGUUUAUUGUGUCAGGAAUGAACUUAGGUAAGGCUUGUGGUUAUUGCUUUCCCCUCUCAUGGGUUAUGGUGUUGGUUUGCUUCAAUAAACUGUAGUUAAGAUCAACCACAGAUUAGGGUGUGGACAUGAUCCUAAACUCCUCACAGCCAUCCUAGAAAAACAGAGGAACAAAGUGGGGAGCAGGUAAGCUCUAGGCUUGCCUUCGACUUGUUCCCAUAACAAUAAACCAAAAUUUACUUAACAUCCAGGUGCAGUUUUUAACAAAUCUGCUUUUAUAGUGCCAACAUAAAACUGGUUUUCUCCCCUUGAAGAUGAUUGUGAGUGUGGGGAGAGUAUUCAAGGUGAGAGCAUGGAGCUGGAUCCAGCAAUGGGGUAAGUUUGCCACCAACAAAUAUCUGCAGCUGUGUUGCAACAGAGAAUUUGGAAUUGUAAUGAUGCUGGAACGUUGCAAGCUAUCCAUGUGAAGCUUUCCCCUGAAUAAUUCUGCGUACUGAUGAGAUCUCUUGUUUUGUUCUAGGAGAUCUACCAGUGGUGUGGCUCUACAUGCAAUAAAUUUGAGCGCCUGAAAGCUAUGCAGGUUGCUGUGGGCAUUCGGGACAAUGAACGGAAUGGAAGAGCCCAGUUGAUUGCUGUGGAUGAAGGAAGUGAGCCAAAAGAACUCCUAAAGGUAUUGUAUAUUCACUUGGUGGCGAACCCCCCCCGCUCCAUUAGCUGUGUUGUUUAUCUGGCCAGUCACCCUGCCUCAGGCUCAGAGAUACCAUGAAGUAUACAGAACAGGGCUUGCCUAUUGCAUACAUGGGGAACCAGAGUUCAGUGAGGGACCACAUGCACUGAUGGACCACAUGGAGUGUGUGCUGAAGAUCCUAGGUUCAGUCUCUGGCAUCUCCAGGAAAGAGCCUGAAACCUCGGAGUGCCAAUUUCAGCAAACAUGGCAGCUCACCACUUGUGGCCUGGACACAGGUCACAUUAUGAACUAUUAACCUAGAUGGUAAUAAAUGGUUAAUGAAUGAUAUUUUUAAGUUGCAUUCUCCCUCGGUUUCUAAUGGAAAAUAAGUUAGCAAUUAAUUAUAGUAGUGCUAGAACCCUUCUUAAUUAUUUUUGGAGUCGGUAGGCUUCACAACUGUUUGGAACGUUAAUAUUGGUUUGGGGUAGUGUUCCUCUCACAUCCGCAUGGGGAAACCAAUGGAGUGUGCAUGAGAGCACCGUUGCUGAUAUUUGCGUCUCUGCUUUGUCGUGCCGAUUGUGGCUUGAGCAACCGAGUAUGACAGAUGUUGUGCCUUGAGGCAUGUUGGCCAUGCAUGAUUCAUUGAUGCCUGGGCUGGUGGGGGGGGGGGAGGAAAAAGGCCAGAGUUGAGCACGGCCUGUAAUUUUUGCUGAAGGAAGAAAGGCCCAUUGCCAUUUUCGAAGCCAGUUUCUUUUAGCUCCGCUUCCUACCAUUUAACUGGUGCCGGUGCUAAAACAAUGUGGCAGAGGAGCAGUGCACCAUGGGAGCCUUGCUGGAUCUAGCCCAACGUUCUGAUCUCGCAGUGGCCAACCAGAUGCUUCUGGGAAUCCUGCAAGCAGGAUCUGUGUGCAGCAACACUUGCUCCCCUUGCGAUUCCUUGCAACAGGCAUUCCACACCUUUUCUCCUCAGGCCACACCUCUCAGCAGCCUUGCUUCACACCCUCCUCAAGGGCCUUUGCCCAGCUGGGAUGUGACCUUGAUGCCUGGUAAUGACUCUUGCUUGCCUGGGUGCCGGAUGUGUGAAACUAGCCUAUAAGAGUAAAAUCUGCAUUCGUUGAUCUGUCCACUUUUACCUCUGGGUCUCCUCCCCACCACUGGCAAGUGUCCCCUGGAAGCCAACACAGCCCUCAAAUUGCAUAAGGCUCCCCACCCCUUUGGUAUAGUCGCCGAAGGAAUCUUCCAAGCUAUUUACUAGCAUAGACUGGCAGAAUUCCAUCUAAGUUAGUACACUCCUUUUUACAGCUGCAAAGACCUUGAAGCUAUGAACGUAGCAUUGCAUGAGUACAAUCCGCUCUCAGUUUAUUUUUUAGGAGGUGGACUCUCCAGGACAGAAUAAAAAAAGGGGGUAUUCCCUCUGCCCAGUGAUUUCAUAUAAAGUUUUCAUCUGUGUUAACUGGCCAUGUGUUUAAAAUAUGGGGUGUUUUCCUCUGUCCUUUUCUUUGGAAAAAGGUCUGUACCCUUUAAGCAGUUAAAAAAAACCCCCCAUGCUGGCAUCCUUCCAAAGUCAGUGGGAACUUCCUUAUAGACUCCAUUCAGCCAUAAAGGUCAAACAGCACAUUUCCCUAGUUAACUUCUAGAUAAGAUCACAGAUCAUUAAGGCAGAUGGGCAUGGAGUAACUAAAAAGGCACAUGUCAAACAUAAAUGUAUGACAGAAUAUGUCUACUUUUUCAAAAAAAAAUGCACUGAAGUGCAUGGAUUUGAAUUCGUUUCAUAGAGUCUGUGCUUCUUCAUUUUUUAAUUUUUAUUUUUACAAUAAACAAAACAAGUGGGUUUCGGUAUUUUUAGGAAGUGUGUGAAUUAUAUCACUACUAUGUUGUAUUGAUCAGGACGUUCAAAAAUAAAUCCCACCGCACUCAGCGGGGCUUCAUUCCUACUUGCAAUGCGUUUCGGAUCACGUCCUCAAAAUACCUUUUCCUAGGAAGGUUUUAUCUUGAGGAACUUUGGGCAAAGAUUUACCUCUUUCCAAAGAGAUUGGCCAAAUGGUUCAGGAAACAUGUGACAGUUACUGAGCUGGCCCACCCGUGAGCUGAGGCGACCGUCUCAGGUGGCUGGAUCCACAGGGGCAGCAGAUCUGGCCUCCGAGGACUGCGUCACCUAUGGCUGCCACGGUGGCAGCGAGAGCUAUGCCAUGUGACUUGGAAGCCGUCUCUGCUCUGUCUCUUUAGCAGCCCUUCAUAAUGCCGUCUCUGCAGCAGCCUCUUGGCAAAUAGGACACACUUCUGGUCUCCUCCCACUAUUGCUUCCGAUGUAGACCUUUAUUUUGCCCUUGUUCCUGAUGUAGUUCUUCACUGGUGGAGGGUCUCCCCUCUUGUGGUUCCCAUCAGGUGCCAAAAUGUCUUGGGCUGGUCCUGGGCAGUUGUAAAGGUGUGCAAGGACUCAGAACGACUUGUGUCCUACCUGUUAAUUGUGUGAGCAAGACGCACCUGAAACAACAGAUACUUUGGCUUAUUGGGUCGUUCUGGUUUUUAUGUUCUGGUAUUUAGUGCCAGUGUGGUGUAGUGGUUGAGAGCGGUAGUCUUGUAAUCUGGGGAACCGGGUUCGCGUCUCCGCUCCUCCACAUGCAGCUGCUGGGUAACCCUGGGCUAGUCACACUUCUCUGAAGUCCCUCAGCCCCACUCACCUCACAGAGUGUUUGUUGUAGGGGAGGAAGGGAAAAGAGAAUGUUAGCCGCUUUGAGACUCCUUAAAGGGAGUGAAAGGCGGGAUAUCAAAUCCAAACUCUUCUUCUUCUUCUUCUUUUAUUUUGAUUAUGUAUUUUGUGUAUUGUGGUUUUUAUCCUGAGACCUGCGGGUGUAGGGUGGUAUACAAAUUUAACAAACAAACAAACAAAGAGGCAAUAGAUAUAUCCUUGCUCUUGUAAGUGGAAGUCGAAAAUGGAAGUGAAAAUGGAAAUGACUCACCACUGCCUAGACUGAUUGGGAUACAUUUUCUACACAAAGGAGUCUGUUAUAGCCUUUGCCUCGGGUAUACAUUGAGCAGGUUCAGAUGAUCAUAUCACAAAUUUACAAGCUGAGAUUUGGAAGAAAAAAAAGGUUGCCUUCUUCACUCCUCCUUUUUGAUGAGACACAAUUAAAUUGGGAAGUUUCAAAAUAACCAUAGUUUCCCAUUUGAUCUGAACUGAGAAACUGUGGCUGCCAACUUCAGAACAAGCCAGAAGUUUGUUCAAUAUUCUGGCUUGUUUUGAAGCUAUUAACCAGAAUUUCUAAGUUUGGACAAAAUGGGAAACUGUGGUUGGUUAAUUUCCUGGUUAUGUCAUGGUUUGCUCAGAGGGAAGGAACAAAGCGGAUAUGAGCACAGGUGAAAGGCUCAUUCAUAUCUUAGCUUGUUAAGCAGUCCUCUGAUCUAACUCAUUGCAAUGCAGUUGUACACCAUUGGUCAUAAAAUGCUUAUACGUUAGACUCUUGCCUCAGUGUUCCGAGAAAGCAUAAACUCUUUUCCUGACAAGGACAGGUGUCCUCUGGACUUGCCUCUAAUGCUUUUUGAUUACAUAGUGGCUGUCACAAUGGGGAUUUUGGCAUUUAUUUGAUUAGCUUUUCAACAUGAUGAUAAUUGAGCUAAUCUCAAAGUAAACUUAUUCCUCUCUACCCCUUUCCCACAUCUGUUGUGGGCUUCUGCUUAUUGUAUUGGGGAAAGUAAACCGAAAGAUAUUUUUAAAACAAUUUGAUUAUUUGUGUAGGGAAUAUCCACUGGGCCAGGGUCCAGUAAUUUCCAUCUUUCAUUGGUUGGAGACAAACACAAUGCACUCAAAUGCUGCUUAGAAAGUUUCACAUGAUAUUUAGGCAAAUUAAGAUAAGCUAACAAGCAAAUCACCUGUGUACAGUCGCCUUCGCCUUAAUGUGAGUCAGGGUUUAACACACCCACACACCCCACACACCCCCUAUAACCAGAAUGAGACAGACAGUAGAUCAGUAGAAAUGAAAAGAUAAACAGUUACCCAAGCCAAUAAAAAUCCCACCCCUUAGUUCCACUUCCUUGACCAAUUUGAGCCUCAGUGGCCAGAUUCAGCCCCUGACUUCUGCAAGAAGGGCUGGGAAAAACUCCAUACCCUCCAAUAUUUCUCCAAUGAAAAUAGGGACAUCCUAUCAUCAUCAUCAUCAUCAUCAUCAUCAUCAUCCCUCCCAUCUGACUGGGUUGCCCCAGCCACUCUGGAUGGCUUCCAACAUACAUAAAAACAUAAUAAAGCAUUCAACAUAAAAAGAAGCUUCCCUAUACAGGGCUGCCUUCUAAAGGUUGUAUAGUUGCUUAUCUCCUUGGCCUCCAACAUUUCUCUGAUGAAAAUGGGGAUGUCCUAAGGAAAAAUGGGACAUUCCAGGAUCAAAUCAAAAUCUGGGACUGUCCUUGGACAAUAGGUACACUUGGAGGUCUGAGACUCCUGUCCAAGAACCUGGUGACCCACUGCCAGAUAGCAAACACACCGUAGUGAGUUAGAUGGACAGUGGUCUGACUUGGUCCAGCAUCAUGCAGCUUCCAGUGUUCCUGAUCAUGGCUCUCUUGUGUCAUGUCUCGCCUGAUGCUCAGCUCAGUUGUUCUGGAGCAAGACUUUAUUUGGACAUUUCUGUCCUGCUCUCCAUCCUAAGAUCUCAGGACGGGCACAAUUAUUCAUUCCUUGGCUUCCAGGAUUCUGUCAGUGGUGAGACUGGAAACAACCUCUUGGGCUUUCACCUUCCCCCUUACAAUGGUCAUCUUCCUUCAGGCAAUGGUAAAGAAGGUAUUGAGAACACUAGGAGGAUCCAAGGUUCACACAGAUAGGAUCCCAAUUCACUUGCUGAUUUCUGCUGAUGGAGAGAGAAGUCUGAGGCUUACUUCCAGUUUGGCCAGGAGUCAGUAAGUAAUGAGCCUACCUUAAAUUCCAAGUUCACAUAGUGUGAUUGUGCUAGUCCCCUAAAUGUUCCCCUGGCACCUCUUUCCCAAAGCCCAGGAAGCCUCUGCCCACCUUAGGGAGGGAGGUGCAAUGCUCACGCUCACGACAUCGGGACCUUGUGACAUCACACGUGCGACAUCCCCUCCCCCAUCAUCCUUGCAAGCUGGUGCCUCUGGCCCCAACUGUUCCCCUAUGAAAAAUUCCACUGCACACCACUGCUGAAUGGGGAUGGGUGGAUAGUGUUGAAGGUUUUGGGGGAUAUGUGGCCCUCCAGAUCUUGCAGAACUACAACUUCCAUCAUCCCUUGGCCAUCAGCCAUGCUCGCUCAGGCUGAUGGGAGUUGUAGUCCAGCAACAUCCUGAAGGCCAAAAGCAGGCUUCCUCAACCUCAGUCCUCCAGAUGUUUUGAGACUACAAUUCCCAUCAUCCCACUGGUCCUGUUAGCUAGGGAUCAUGGGAGUUGUAGGCCAAAAACAUCUGGAGGGCUGAGGUUGAGGAAGCCUGACCAAAAGCUCCCCAUUCCUGGUCUACAGCUUGCCAUUUGCCAAGUUAGGUGCCUGAAGUACAAGAUGUGGUACUUUUCCAGAGGCCUAAAUGCCAUUUUGUGUGGCUUGCUUAAUGUUUCUUCACCUGACAAUUAUUGCAAGGCAUUAAUCUUAGACUUCAGGAGAAACUCUACAGUGGAUGGUUGCCAAUGCAAAUACUCUUUAAUUCCUUGAGCAAGCGGAGACACCCUUUUAUUAGGUGUUUAAACAGCUUUCUAAAGCAAUUACAACUCUUUUUUGGGGGGAGGGGAGUGCUUACAAUUAAAUUAUAGUAUACAGAAUCUGCAUGCUGAAACCUACUCAUCUGUGUUGUGUGGUCUCCGACUUGGCAUCAUAACUACACACAAGGUUAGAUCCUUAGACAGUUAUAAAUUACUUUCAUGCCCUUACCUUACAAUUAUCAAAACAGCGAAGCUUUCUUUCACGCACUAGGCUAUUAUCACACAGCUAUAAUUCACUUGAGAUAGAAACGGUUGUUGGUUCCAUCUUCCGCCCAUCAGAUAUGGGAAAGGUGGUAGGGAAAGGGGUGUUGCGCUGCCUUACCAUGGAAGGAGUCAUGGUUUAUCUCCCCAGGAACCAAGCCCCUCCCUGCAAUUAUUGCAGGACCCACUUAAAAGCAUUGUAUCAUCUGCACUGCUGGAUGCCCAGAUUCAUUAUGCUUAAAAGCAAAUGGUCCACUUACUUUCACAUAGCCUUCUGUGCCAAGAUGACAUUCCACUUGAGGCGAGUCCAGGGCCGGAUUUAGGUUUGAUGAGGCCCUAAGCUACAGAAGGUAAUGGGGCCCUUUAUAUGUCCAGCUGUCCUUUGUCAACAACAAAUUGUCGCUGGUUUUUGUGUUGAAUAUAUGCUAUAUGGUAAUUUAUGGACCUAAUAUGUAUCUAAAGCCAUUUGCACAUAACAAAUAGGAGCCUACACAACACAAAACACUGUUGCUGUAUGUAGGUUUUAUUUUAUUUGUUUUUUAUCUUAUAUUUUGGAAAUGUACAUCCAGUUUUUUCCUUUAAUUUUUUGGGGGGCCCCCAAGAGAGUGGGGCCCUAAGCUAUAGCUUGUUUCUCUUAUAUGCAAAUCCGGCACUGGGUGAGUCUCCCGAUCCUUUGUUGCCAGAUAUCUAAAAACAUUAUGACCCUGCUUUUCAGUUUUCAAGGCAGCAUCCAAAUUAGUAAAACUACAGUCCAAUUGCAACUAUCGAAACUAUAAAACAACAGAAAGCAUUAGUCAGAAGCCAUAAGUGUGCUUCACCUUGGCCAGUUCUAAAGUCUUCAUUCAUGGGUAAAGUUGGUGCAUCAGCCUAACUUGAGCAAAGGCAACCCUCAUUUGAUACCUGGGCUUCCAAAGUCGCCGUCCUUGCUAAAUAGUGUGAAAUCCUCAAAAUCCUUUUCCCAGCUGUCUCACUGUAGAAUACACAGCUCUCUUCCCUAACAUAAACAACUGUGCAUUUCUUUCUAGUUUGUGCAAGUAGUUCCAAGGAACUUGAAUCCGCUUUCCAUUGUCCGAUAAUGAAUUCAGUUUUCAAGCACAAAUAUGAGGCCUAUUGUUUGGUGGCACAGCGUGACAUAAAUAUUUGUUUUGAUCGGGUGGUUAGCUAGAAAAGAAUGACUUGCAAAAGCCUUGUUGUCAAGACAUGGCACUCUUCAGGGAUAAUUCUUGAAAACAGCAUGGUUGUGAUGAGGAGGAUUAAUCAUGGCAGUGAUUUGUGCCAGAGAAUCUUCCCAUGGCUGUGGCAGUUGCAGCUCUAAGGAAAUCUUAAUUAAAUUAUGGUCAUGGAUAUCAUGAGCUGAUAUGACUGAAUGAUUUGGUCUAUGUGUGUGUCAUAAUCAUUCAUGUAAUCAUGACUGCUACUUUUAAUUAUUGUACUUAUAGUUCUAUUGCAGGGACGCGGGUGGUGCUGUGGGUUAAACCACAGAGCCUAGGACUUGCCGAUCAGAAGGUCGGCGGUUCAAAUCCCAGCGACGGGGUGAGCUCCUGUUGCUCAGUCCCUGCUCCUGCCAACCUAGCAGUUCAAAAGCACGUCAAAGUGCAAGUAGAUAAAUAGGUACCGCUCCAGUGGGAAGGUAAACGGCGUUUCCGUGCGCUGCUCUGGUUCGCCAGAAGCAGCUUAGUCAUGCUGGCCACAUGUCCCGGAAGCUGUACGCCGGCUCCCUCGGCCAAUAAAGCGAGAUGAGUGCCGAAACCCCAGAGUCGGCCACGACUGGACCUAAUGGGGUCCCUUUGCCUUUACCUUUAGUUCUAUUACUGUAUAUUGGAUUUCUGUUUCUUUUGUGAGUUGCAUUGGAUAUUCAUUUGAACCGGAGAGUCGGGCUGAAGUAUAUAAUAAUAUAUAAUGAAAUAACAACAACAAGAAUCUCAACUCUCAAAAUUGGCUGCCAUAUUCAGAGAGGUUCCUAACAACAAGCCCAGAAACUAAGAAAGCUAAGUACUUUGACUGAUGCGAGAGUAUUUCAGAGCUGCGAGUAUGGUCCAUUAUCUGUUACGGUUUUUGAAGCUGAGUGCUCGCCUAUUGCUGAACAAAGGGAAAGAGAUUCCUAAUAUUUAUGUAAGAUCUAUGUGUAGAGUGUUGUAGUGUAGAGAAGAGAAUUCAUGCCACCUCAAAGUGCACCUUACAAAGUGUUUUCAAGCAGCAAACGUUUUAUUAUUAUUAUUGGAACGAUGCCAAAGUGGAAUGCCUUGUGUUGUAGAAAAUUGAGAGUGAUACACUGUGAACAAAGAGUCACAAUACUUAUGAAGCUGAAAAUUGAAAAAAAGAAAUGUUGCCUGGUGAUUUCAAUUCCAUCUUGCCAUUUUACAGCAUCCUAAAUAGGGACACAUUGGGUUGAAUGCCCUGGUGCAAUAAAACCUAUUUGACUGCAUUGUACAACUGCAGGAGAAGGUACAAUAAUAAGUACCUGGACGGAAAAACUGUAUCUUCCUGAAGUCUUUUGUCUUAUUGCUCUAAUUUCUAUGGGAAGCCUUCUGUUAGAAGCAGAUAUUGUCGUUCUACAUCUCUGAGCAUUCUACUCGUAAUCUUAUAUACUAAUAGUGAAUUCAUUUCCUCAAGUGCCAAUGCUUAUACAGCCAGCAAAUAUUCAUAAUAUGAGAACUGUGCAAAUUGCAGAGCUCAAGCUGUUAAAGAGGAGAACAGUAGGAGUGUACAAGAUUACCCAGGUGGAUACAGUAGAUGAUCUCCCAUAUUCUGGAGUCAGUGGAUUGAAUCUGGCGAAAGGCAUUUCUAAAUCUCGUUAUGUUUCUUAAUUGGCAUAUCAAGGCCAAGAUGUCUGUGUCACCAACAACUGCAUUACGAACUACCUUUGUUAAUUAUGCAAUUUUCACUGUCGACAUACUUUCUGCAUUUAAUUUUCCUCUGACCUCAUUGCUUACAAUCCACUCCUGACCUGCCACUCCCCUGACCUCUGAUCUAUUGCAUCACUGCAGCUUACUGAGAAGGAGAGGAGGGAGGCGUCAGCAUAGUUGGCAAGGUGCGAAUGCCCUGGCAGGAGCACCAAACUGGCUCUGGUGGAGAGCUUGCACCACUCUGACCUCAUAGUUGCGUCACCCUUCCCGCUCUGCCUCUGAUAGGCAACAAGAGGUCAGGUGGGCGCCAGCCCCCACCAUGUGGUCCACUACUGCCUUAUAUAAAAGAUUUGUACCUGAGAAGACAAAUCAGCCUCUCACUGGGCCAUUUCCUGCCUGACAUCAUGGAAAUGGUGAUGUUUUUAUCAAAUCUAUCAGCCGCUAAGUGACAAGGGCUAUGCAUACAGGUUAUGUAUUUAUUUAUUUAUUUAGAUAUGUCUGUCCCACAGUACUAAUACAUAGCAAGUUUUGCUACUGCGUUUACCAGCUGAGAAAUGAAAUUCUAUUUGCAUUUAACCUGAUACAGCCUUUUUAUAGACUCUGUAAUAAUAUUUAUCUUGCUGAGAGAGAAAGCCAUAUAGGUAGGUGGCUCUUUGAAAUAUAUAAGGUGUUCUCCAUCAGCUACCUUUGCACUCCUUAUCUUGGCAAUUUCUCCCUUAUCAAAUAUUUACUUUGUCAACAUGCCCCUCCUUGUCUAAAUAUAAGUCUCUCCUUUGAAUGGGUGAUACUACAUUGCACUUACCUUAUUUCAGCUAGUUUGACUUUAAGCCAAAUUCAGCCGGCCCUUCUCUGGUGAAUAGGAGGAAAAUUAUAGGAAUGGUAUCAUAUCUAUCAGCUGGUGCAUUUGAGGCAGCAAGCCAUAUUGGGUUACUAUUUUGCUCUGUGCUUGAGACCUAGAUUUAGAAACUUACUGUAAGCCAAUUUUAAAAAAUUUCUUUAUUAAUUUUCUCUUGCUCUGUAGCUAUAGCAUUCCUGAAUGCCUCUCAGCUCCUCUUUCCUGCAUGGGUGGUUGCUGGUUGGUUCCCUCUUUGUAGCCACAAUUGCUUAUUUAUUUAUUUUGUUGUUGUUGUUCCAAUUUAUUUAAAAAAAAUUAUAACACCAGAUGAAUUGUCCAAUGAAUUUCAACCAGUUUCCCCUCUAUCAGAAGGUACUGCAUUCCUAUAUCAACUUAUAUGGAAGCAAGUCCUAUUGAAUUCAUUGAAACUUUCUUCAGAAUCAGCAUGUAUUGAGUUAAACCACAGAAGUUCAAUUCACCUCUGAUGAAGGCAUUUGUGAAGCACGUUUAGCAGUUUGUUCUAUUUCAGCACCUGGUUAAAGUUCACCUAUUCUUCUUUUUCUGGCUGGCUUUUGUGCUGUGGCCAUUAAAAGGAUUUGAUACACUCAGUACAUAAGGAAUGUAUUUUCGGUUCUGUUUUCCAAAACUAUGGGUUGACGUCACUUGGAUUUCUCCCAAGAUGACCACGUGGGAAAACAUCUGAACUGGCUCCUUGGCCCACCCUAAUCUGUGUUUAAGUUAUUAAUUCGGCCUGCUCUUCCACCCCCCCUCCCUCCAACACCAUAAAAGCUAAGGUUGUUUUAAGCCACUGAAAUUAGAAAGGAGUCAAGUCAGGCUUCUUCAGCCUGACUACAAAUUCUACCAUCCUUGAUUAUUGGCUUUGCUUUUUCUCUGGGGGUACUCAAGGGUAGGGGGAGCAGGUGGCGCUGUGGUCUAAACCACUGAGCCUCUUAGGUUUGCCGAUUGGAAGAUCGGCGGUUUGAAUCCCCGUGACAGGGUGAGCUCCCAUUGCUCUGUCCCAGCUUCCAACCUAGCAGUUCAAAAGCACACCAGCAUAAAUAGAUAAAUAGGCACUGCUGUGGCAGGAAGGUAAACAGCAUUUCUGUGCGCUCUGGUUUCCGUUACGAUGUCCCAUUGCACCAGAAGCAGUUUAGUCAUGCUGGCUAUAUGACCCAGAAAGCUAUCUGUGGGCAAAUGCUGGCUCCCUCGGUGUCAGGAUGCUGUCAGCGGCUCCAAGCUAGUUGCCCAGAAAAAUAUAAAGACAAGGAAAAGUUUCUUACCGUCCUUUUUUAUUUUGAUCUUUACAGAGAGAGGCUAUAGAACCCAGCCUCUUGGAUAAUGGUGUUGUCCCAAGUGACUCUUCACACCCCGUCUCUCCCAUUCGUCACUUCUGCGGGUGCUGCUAUGUGCCCUCUGUCUUCGAGCUCUUUGCUCUCCUACUUUUAAGGCUCGCCGGGUUCUGGGAGAUGGAGGGUCUGGAAUGCUUUCUAAUGACACUGUGUCAGCCAGCUGCCACUUCAGUUCUGCCUGUUCCUCCUCUCCCAUUAUUUCCCAACUUUUACCCUCAUCUGCCUCUGAGCUGUGACCUCCUGCAAACCACUGUUGUAAAUCUAUACUGUCUUCUUCCUUCUCCUCCCCCCUGGGAGGGUCAGGAUGGGGAGGCGGUCUCCACCAUUCCUCGUCUGCCCAGUCCCUGACACUUGGCCUCAAAAGUUAGAUGAGCGCCCCAACCCCAUAGUCACCUUUGACUGGAAUUAACUGUCCAGGGGUCCUUUACUCUUUUUUUUUAACCUUACUCAAGGGUAGGCAGUACAGUCGUACCUUGGUUCUCGAACAGAAUGCAUUUCAGGAGUUUGACUCCUGGAACUGUUCGAAAACCAAGGCACGGCUUCUGAUUGGCUGCAGGAUGCUCCUGCAGCCAAUUGGAAGCCACAGAAGCAAUGGACGUUUUGCUUCCGAAAAUCGUUCGAAAACCGGAACACUCACUUUCGGGUUUUGAUAAUUCGGGAGCCGAUUUGUUUGGGAGCCAAGGUGUUUGAGAUCCAAGGUACGGCACCUUAAAAAAACACACAAAAUGUUAAAACUUCGUGGUGAGUAUUGGCACCUUUUAUUCUUAAAAAAAAGGCACUUGAUGGGCCCGAGGGAAUGUAAAACAUCUGUAGGAUUCUUGGUUGGGAAAGCCUCAGUUAAGUUAUUAACAGCCCCGGAGAGGGGAAACCCACAACCUGAAAAUGCAAAAAGCUGUUAAUAUAACAGACAUGACCAUAGCAUCCCUGGAAAGGUCAUUACAGCCCAUCAGUCAGGGACUGUGCUUAUGGCACCUAUAUGCUGCUCACACACAGAAGCAGCCAUGGCACUCAAAGAAGGCAGUGAUAAGAUUCCCCCAGCACACAACCCUGCACAGGCAGCGUCCUCCUUGUUGAGAUUUCCAUUCCACCUUAAGGAGCAGACGUGUGGAACUGUUGCGUGUCACAUGUCUGUUUACAUUCCAGCACAGCUUGCUGGGAACUUCCGUUGUGUGUAUAGCUUUUGCUCUCUGAGAAGAGGGAGAGAGAGAGACGACAUGUUUCUUUGUCCUGAUUUAUGAUUAAUAAAUCUGUAGUUGUAGUAUGCUUCCACAAGCCUCACGCCUAUUCUGUGUGCGCAGUUCAAUCUGCUGAUAGUGUGCCCUGGCUCUGAAGCCCGUGUCGUUGAUUUAUGUCGGAGCAGAUGAGUCUUCACAGUGAGAUGGCUGGAAGGAAAUGGCCCAGUUGGGCCUAGCCAGCUGGCCUUGCGGCCCUCUGCAUGUUGACACUCCAGAGCAACCGUGGCACAGAGGAAAGGGGGCUUUCAUUCUUCUCCCAUGCUCUUUUCCCAAAGGAAUUCAUACUCCCAGGCUUAUUAGUUGUGGACAGGAAAAUAUACAGCUACCGCUGUUCCUGUCCUGCCUCCUCACUUCAUGGCUAAGAGCAGAGUCUGGGUGGAUCUGGGAGUGAUGUCUAUUGGAGAGACGUCAUCACAGAGUGACAACCUGAAUCCCACCCCUCCUCACCCCUAGAACUGUGGCUCCAAUUCAAAUCACCUCCCAACUGGCUUAUUGCCCAAGAAAAAUAUCACGUUAGUAUAUCCCAUCACAGAACUUUUGUACCAUGCCAAAUGUAGCCCUAAAUCAUGCAACAUCUUUUUAAAAAAAAAUUCAAUUUUCAAAAUUAUCCCAGAUUUCUCACGACGCUGCUAAUAAAGCCAUUGCUAAAAAUGACUGGAUUUUUCUUUUUCUGAUUUUGUUUAUUUACCGUAUUUUUCGCUCUAUAAGACGCACCAGACCACAAGACGCACCUAGUUUUUGGAGGAGGAAAACAAGAAAAAAAAUAUUCUGAAUCUCAGAAGCCAGAACAGCAAGAGGGAUCGCUGCGCACUGAAAGCAGCAAUCCCUCUUGCUGUUUUGGCUUCUGGGAUAGCUGCGCAGCCUGCAUUCUCUCCAUAAGAUGCACACACAUUUCCCCUUACUUUUUAGGAGGGAAAAAGUGAGUCUUAUAGAGCAAAAAAAUAAGGUACUUACUUGAGUCUGGGUGCUUGGCUUUUGUUUCUUUUUAUCGCAAACAUGGUGAAAAGAAGAAGGAAACAACGUCUGCUCACGUGAACAACAAGAAUAGCCCAUCAAUCCUAAUUUAAACGGGCACAUUAAUCUAAGCAGUCCAUCUGUCCAAAUAGAUAGCCAAACAAGCAGAUGAUAACAAGAUUAUACGUUCAAAUGCAGAAAGGGGAGUAAGAUAUUCAGAUCUUUGAGUAAUGGAUGGUGAGCAUUUUAUCUUUCUCUUUCUCUUUUCGUUCUGAAGGUCUUGGGACGGAAACCAGAACUUCGUGAGGGUGAUGAUAACGAUGAUGAGGCUGCUGAUAUUACCAACAGGAAAAGUGCCAAACUCUACAUGGUAUGAGCAGAAUCGCCAACUUACUACAGGGCUGUUUCUGAACAGAACCCUGUUUCAACUUUCGAAGUCAUGACAAUAUGUGUUUGUUUGUUUUUUAAUUACUUGAAUGCAGAUUUGUAGCUGAUCUAAAUGUGAAUGUCCUGCAUCCUUAGGUAUCAGACGCCAGUGGAUCCAUGAAGGUUUCGAUUGUUGCAGAGGAGAAUCCUUUCUUGAGGGCAAUGCUUUUGUCUGAAGAGUGCUUUAUACUGGAUCACGGAGUAGCUAGGAAGAUAUUUGUGUGGAAAGGUAUGUGGCAAAUCUCUUUGCUUCUCUUUUAACAUUACAAUAUUAUAAUUUACUAUUAUAAUCAACAAAGGCUUCUGGGAGUUUCGCUCUCCUUUUGCCAUUGUAAUUUUUCCUUCUGCUUUGUUUUAACAAGGUAAAAAUGCUAAUCCAAGUGAGAGAAAAGCAGCCAUGAAAUCGGCUGAAGAAUUCAUUCAGCAAAUGAAUUAUCCUGCCAACACUCAGGUAUACCUAUGCAAGGAACAACCGUACUUUCUGUUUUUUCUCAAGUAAACCCCCACAGGUGACUAAGGUCACUUCCAGAUGACCUGUUUGUCUGUUGUUCAUCCUAAUUUGUUUCCAGGGAGGCUAGAUGAUGUUGCUUCAAUUGAUACCUCACAUUUUGGGGUGCAUUUUCCUGCCACUUUUCUUGUUGCAAAAGGUGUGGUUUUGCAGGGGUAGGUGGGGAGCAUUUUUGUUGUGUGAGAGCACCAAUUCAAAUUGAAUUGUGCAACCUGAAUUUGCUGGUAUGUGGAUAAAUCACACCAGAAAACAGUGGCAGUCUGAAACUACCCUUAGUAUAGUUUAUAUAAGGCCAGCCACUGGUAUUAUUAUUAUUAUUUAUUUAUAUAUCGCCCUAUACCCGGAGGUCUCAGGGUGGUUCACAUAAAAGGAUCACAGUAUAUAAAAUUAAAAUAAAAGCAAUAACCCAAUAAUGCCCCCCAAAAGAGCUACAUUUUAAAAGGGUAUGGGAUGUUGAUCAGGUCAACCGAAGGCCUGGUUAAAAAGGAAUGUUUUUGUCUGGCACCUAAAGGUGUGUAAUGAAGGCACCAGGUGAACUUCCUUGGGGAGAGCAUUCCACAGAUGGGGAGCCACUGCAGAGAAGGCCUGUUCUUGUGUUGCCACCCUCCAGACCUCUCAAGGAGGAGGCACACGAAGAAGGGCCUCAGAAGAUUAUCUCAGUGUCUGGGUAGGCUCAUAUGGAUAGAGGUGGUCCUUGAGGAAUAGUGGUCCUGAGCUAUUUAAGGCUUUAUAGGUCAAAAUCGGCACUUUGAAUUGGGCCCAGAAACUAAUUGGUAGCCAGUGUAGUCUGACCAGGAUCAGUGUAAUAUGCUCAAACUGUCUUGCUCGGGUGAGCAACCUGGUAUAGGGGGCUGAGGUAGCAAUGAUGAGGCCAGUCUAGGAACAAUCUCACUUAAAAUUUCAAAUACACUCCCCCUUCUGAUAUGGCAGCAUGUUAAGGAAAUAUACCAUUGCGAAAAGUGGCAAAACUAUAAACUGGGGAUGGGGAACCUGCAGCACUCCAGAAGUUGCAGGACUGUCAUCACCCUUAAUCACUGGCCAUACUUGUCAGCCCUUGCUCCUGCCUGGUAUAUAUUUAGAGAUUGGAUUAACUGGCGACUGCUUCUCUUCUCCCAUACAUUAGCACACAGCGGUACACUAGAAAAGAAGGAGAGCUGUCAGUUAUAGGCUUUCCAACCCUUUGCUUCUUGGUUUCAGAUUCAGGUUCUUCCAGAAGGAGGUGAAACACCGAUCUUCAAGCAGUUCUUUAGAGACUGGAAAGAUAAGGAUCAAAGCGAUGGCUUUGGAAAAGUGUACGUCACAGAGAGAGUGGCGAGGAUUGAGCAGGUUGAGUUUGACGCUACCAAGUUGCACGAGUCUCCGCAGAUGGCAGCCCAGCACAACAUGGUGGACGAUGGCUCUGGGAAAGUGGAGGUAUUUAUUGACAUCUAGCUCCUGGAUUUCUCUUUUAGCUGCUGUUCUGCUUUACGGUCGAAGUUUUGCAGUACAGUCAUACGCCUUGGUACUUGGACAUUUUGGCUCCCGAAUGCUGCAAACCCGGAAGUGAGUGUUCCGGUUUGCAAACGUUCUUUGGAACCCGAACGUCCAACAGGGCUUCCGCGGCUUCUGAUUGGCUGCAGGAGCUUCCUGCAGCCCGUUGGAAGCCGCGCUUUGGUUUCCGAAUGUUUUGGAAGUCGAACAGACUUCCGGAACGGAUUCCGUUUGACUUCCAAGGUACGAAUGUACUUUGUACCUAUUUUCCCCAUUCCCAUACAAAUACAUCUAGUACAUGGUUUUAUGGGGGGUGGGGACUAGAUUGUAUAUGUGACAUACAAUUGAGUCUGAGAAUUACCUGGAAUCAGAACCCUGUAAAUGGAGGAAGGGCUCCUCUGAAUGCAGAAUCCGCUGCAGGUGUGGAGAGGUUCUGUUCUGAAUUCUGCUUUUAGCAUUGUUACAAAAGUUGGGUGCCUCCCCCCAAUCUUUGCCAAGCAGUAGCAAGAGUCCAGGGCGCUCCAGGCACUCACUUCAGGGUCUGUGCUCAAUCAAGACACAGAGGCGUAUGUCAUAGCUUUAAGAAAUAUGCUUUGUUCACCUGUUUACACCUUCAGUUUGCAUGGGGGGGGGAGUCCAGAUCCUACAGCAUGGUCAUUUCAAGACAGGCUUGGACCCCACAUCAAUGCAGCCCUGGAGCCCAAGGCCUCUCUCCCAGCAGGCCUGCAGCCAGCCUGCCCAAGAUGGAUCCCAGUCUCUCUUCUUCCUCCUCCUACACAGCAACCUUUGUCAAAGACUCCCUUUCCCUGUCACCUCACAGCAUUCCAAACACCCAGUCUCUGUUCACACCUCAGGGCAAUGGGGAAAGCACAGUUCUCUUCUAUUGCCUGUGGCCUUGUAUUGUUUCUUAAUGGGCCUUGCUCGGCCAGGUCGUUUUGCAUACGCAGCCUAGGAAUUCCUCUGCAGCUGGUAUUUCUCCUUUCAUAUCCCAAAUAAUCAAAAUCCUACCAUUUAUUGAUUUCUAGAGGGUAACCAAAAAUAUAACAGUAUUAUACUGGAGCCUACUAUAUUUACAUUUAGGGGAAUUAAUGUAGCUCAGUGGUAGAGUAUCUGCUUUGCCUGAAGAAGGUCUCAGGUUCAAUCCCUGAUAACGAUAAUUGAUUGUGAUCCCUAAUAGUGAUAGAAUACAUCUCAUGGCCUUUUGGACCUACUGUUUACAUGGGAAUUGAUUGCAGUGCAUGAAAGCUUCAGCUACAAUAAAUCAGAUUAGUGUUUCGGCAGCAACUAACACAGCUAACCAACUCUCUUGAAUCUGUCACCUUAUCAAAAUGCUCUGUUUUGAGAAUUCUGCAAAUGCUCUUCCCCCGUGACAUCUUUCAUGUCUUAGAUUUGGCGCGUCGAAAGCAAUGGCAGAAUCCCUGUGGAACCUCAGAGCUAUGGGCAGUUUUAUGGUGGAGAUUGCUACAUCAUACUCUACACCUAUCCCAAAGGACAGAUAAUCUACACAUGGUAUGUUUAAUGGAAGCCAUGCUGCUUCUUAGCUUACUGUUGUUUUUAUCCUUGAUGCAUUGCAAGGAGCCUCUCUGAAAACCAGUAUCCCCUUUGGCGGCCGCAAGAUGUUUUGGUGCCUGGAGCAAAGGGCAAAAAGAUCCCUCCCCCAUUCCAUAACUGGAAGCUGAUUGGACUGGCAGCUGAAACAUCCUCUCCCCCCACCCCACCCCAGAAUCUGCCACCUGAAGGAGCCACCUCACUCUGCCUGAUAACACUCUGCCUGCAUCAGGCCUUCAGAAUCGGACUGAGUUGUGCUUUAAAUAGCUAAAUCUGCAAUAGGGACACUCCAACUUUGGCCAAUGGGAAGAGCCGUCCUGCCUCAAACCGUGGGGCAUAACCCAGUUCUACAUUCUAGAGCAAAACCUGAAGGGAUUGACCUGAGGAGUUCUUGGAUAAAUGAGUGAUCACCUAAUCCAUGAUCUCUUCAGGUCCCACAUGCUCCAUACUUAAUACUGCCCUAUCAAUAACCUCCCUGAAUCUUUUGGAUGGGGUCGGCUACUAAUUUGGGGGGUAAGCUUUGCAGUUCCGAAGGCAAUUGCAGGUUCUCCCAGCUGGUCACCUCUGCCACUCCCCUGUGCUUUGACUCCUAUAGUCAGGAGCUUCACGUUUCAAAGGGGACUUGCGUUUUAUCUACGUCUUCUCCAUCCACAGGCAAGGAGCUCAUGCCACCCUAGAUGAGUUGACUACUUCAGCGUUCUUGACAGUUCAGCUCGACCGGUCACUAGACGGGCACGCAGUCCAGGUUAGUGCCUUCCUGAUGAACCUGAAAAUAUUGAUGGUGCAAACAGGAGGUCACACAAGCAACUUGAAAGCUACAUUCUAUUUCUUGCAUACAUCAACCUAUUUCUUGCAUCUCAACCUGUGGGUCCCCAGAUAGAUGUUGUUGGACUACAACUCCCAUCAUCCCUGAGCUCUGUCCAUCUGGGGUGAUAGGAGUUGUAGUCCAACAACAUCUGGGGACCCACAGGUUGAGAAAGGCUGGAAGCCCAUGCUCCCUAUUAUCCUCCAAAUGAUUUAAGGGCAACUAUCUGUAAGCGGGAAAGACAAACACACACACCCUGUACUUGUGGGAGCUCCUGUGCCUUUGGAAACCCUAGAAAAGCAGGGUAUAGGAGACUUUGCCAUUGCAGGUUGUGACUUGUGGACACACGGAGGGAGAUUGAGAUGCCCACUUCUGUAUGUUCCCCCUUCAUUGCAUAUUUAGUUAACCCCUAUUCAAAAACAGGAUCACAACUAAGGUUGGUGCGGGAAGAGAAAUUCCAUUAAGUUCCCAUGUAAAGUCGGACCUAAUUUGCACUUUCUGAAACAAUAAUGCAAAGUAAAAUACAGUUAUCCUUCAACGACACACUUCUGCAGCCAAGUAAUAUAAACAAAAAUGCAUUUGCUAGUGUAAAAGGUUAACAUAGCUGCAUAUAUUAGUGAAAAGAACAUGCGGAAAUGCGUUAUAUUAACAGAAGCCGCUUUGCAAAAAUGUGUAUAUUAGGCAAAAUUGCAUACAGAAGGGUGUCAGGAGAAAUCCACAGUGCUGAUGAGUUUUUUAGGAGGGCUUUUUGGAAAAACAAAAUAGCAAACUCAUGUGGAGAACUGAGCUUCACACUGGAAAAAAUGAGAACCUGAGAGAAACCAAAACUGACCUUCCAUCCUUAAUCACAAUACACUUGUGGUGAAACUAUAUUUUUUGUCACUAGAUGGCACUGCAGGCUACAUUACAAUAAAAGGAGGCUCUUGAAAUAUUGUUUAUCUUUGUAAGUAGUCCUGCACCAUAUUUCCCUGGGAGUCUUUGCUGGACCUAUAAAUGAUUGCCUUCUCCGUUGCACAGGCAAUUCUUGGUGUGUGAAGUUGGUUUCAUUUGGCCAACUCCUCCCUUGAUCACACCUGUACAUCCCACUGUCAGAGCAGCCUCAAUUGUAACCACCUGCAAGGAGCGCAGGGCGAAAAAUUGGCUUCCAAGUCCUGCACGGGUUGUGGGGAGAUAGAAGGAAGAACUUCCUGCAGUCUGUGGACAUCUGAACAGUUUCUCUUGAUCUGAACAAUUACCAAGUUGCACUGAGAGGGAACACUGCGCUACAGAAUGUGGACUAAAUUGUGGAGGGCGCCAAUGAGAUUGUGACUGACAUGGAUUAAUGUCUGCCUCUGUGCAGGCUGAAAUGCCUAUUGUGGUGGGUUUGGAGAUUCCAGUCCCUUCCCCCCUUCUCACCUGUGAGGAAGGUGGGUUCCUGAUCUCCUGCCCCUGCUAUCCUGUUCAGCCGCUAGGGCAGAUCUGUUCCUUUUGUGAGCAGUCAGUCCAAACACUCCUGCCCACUCCUGCAGCAUUGAACUAUCUGGUACCUGAGUGGGAGGAUUCAUGGUCCUACUUUUAAAAGACAUCUAAAGGCAGCUUUGUUUAGGGAAGUUUUUAAUGUUUAAACCUGUAUUGUGUUUUUAAUAUUUGAUUGGGAGCCGCCCAGAGUGGCUGGGGAAACCCAGCCAGAUGGGCGGAGUAUAAAUAAUAAAUUAUUAUUAUUAGAUAAUGCACCCCAAAGAUCAAUUGAUAAUGCAUUCCAGGGAUCAGUUCUAAGAAAGAGCUCUUCUCGCUUCCUUCUUUAACGGCAGCCUUCUUGAUAAUCAGCCUGCUUGGUGCAUUUCCAUUCCCAGGUGGCUUUAUGCUCCUUGCCUUUCUCCCGGCUCCAGGCAGGUACACAAACAGGGCGCUGCUUCCUGCUACAUUUAAAUGCAAAUCUCAAAUCUGAACCAAACACACAUGCGCACACCAGAAUGUUAUAUGAGGAAUAUUUAGAUUGCAAUGGCACGCUGCGUUUCUGCUUCCGUGAGAGGCAGGUUUAGAACGCCACGGCUGCACACACACACUGUAGUCACGUCAGCUUGAAUUAUUCAAGAGAAACGUGCCACUCUUCAUUCUUGCCAACUUCCAGCGAAGCAUCUGUUGGCCAGGGCAGGCCAGGGCAGCAGGCAGCCUCGUAAAAAUCUGUUUCUGUGCUGUUCCCUUCAAACGUCGCUGCAGAUCAGAGUCAGCCAAGGAAAGGAGCCCCUGCACUUGUUGAGUUUGUUCAAAGACAAACCGCUCAUUGUUUACAAGGAUGGGACAUCCAAGAAAGGCGGACAGAAGCCUGCUGCUCCAACACGCUUGUUCCAAAUCCGCAGGAACCUAGCAUCCAUCACCAGGAUUGUCGAGGUAAGAAAUAGGCGUUCAGAAACCUGUUCUCCGUGUAGCAAGAUGAAACGGACACCAAAUUCCAGAGCUGGGGACAAGCUAGAUAUGAUGGUAGCAGACAUGUGUGUCUGCAUGCAGAUGUGCCCCAGUCAGGUAGAAAGGUGUGAUAAGACCCUAGCAAGCUGUUUUCUAUUGAGAGAGGUUCAUCUAGCUCACUGCUGAAUACAUUGAUUCCGUAUGUAUGCAAUCAAAGCAGCCCUCCUCUCUGGAUUUUCAAAGCAUGGGGAAUCUCCAGAUUUAGGGAAGAGAUAGGGUGGAGUAGCAGUCGUUGUAGAAGAAUGCCAUAUGAGGUGGGAAUUAAAAUGGGCGUGAGGGGUUCACAAUCCACAUGAAACCAAGGUAUGGACGGGCCCAAGCAGCACCAUUCCAGGGCUUCAGAAAAGAGACAUUCUUGACCCUCUGGAGCAGAUUCAGGGAGUCCUGUUGUGCUACUGGGCAUCCUUGCAAUGUCUUCCAUUUGUGCAACCAUUCAGCUGAAUGGCCCAGUAUACUGAUUUCAGGUCCCACAUAUGAAUGUUUGCUGACUAGGUUGUAUCAUUGCUGCACUGAAACUGGAUUAUAUUGAAGCUCGUAUGUAUUUUUCAGUAUUAUCCAGAUCCAACUUUUAUGAGUCAGUUGAAAGUCUUGCCAAAAGCUCUUUCCUAAGAAGAAGAAGAAGUUGUUGUUGUUGUUGUUGUUGUUAUUUAUUUUGCUGGGUGGGAGUGGAGAUGUGUGUACAUCAAAACCUUCCCUUCACUGCUAGUUUAUUUUUAACAUUGUAAUUAGGACUCUCUCUUUGUGUUGGCCUUUAAGAGCUUGCAUCUUGAGUGGCACCUGUGAAGUCAGAGGGAUUGUUCUGGGCUUAAAUUAAUGUUGCAAACUACAAAAAUGGGAAAGAAAUAAAAAAAGAAGAAGCAGGAGCAUAGCUGUCAACUUACAGAUUUGAAAAUAAGGGACCAGCAGCCUUGAAAAUAAGGGACCAGCAGCCAAAAUAAGGGACCUGCAGCCUCACCUGUUCCAGGCACUCCAGACUUCCUGUCCUCCUGCAGUCUGGUCAAACUCAUGCUGGUAGCUUUGAGAACACUGUCCAACCAACUUUGUAACCAGAGGUUCAACUGAAUAGAAUCUGAAUCACAUGCACCACAAGGCCUAUGCAGCCUCAACUUAAGAUGGCUCCCCGGCCUGGCUUUGCACUGCAAAGUUUGCAGCAGCAUGUGCAACAAAAUGGCGUCCAGCAUUCAAAAACCCCCUCAGCUUGCAUUAACUAGCCACACACAAGGCAUGCAAGCUCCACCCCCCAGUUGUUCUUAGACUUCUUAUUGGGUGAGCAACACAGCCAAACAACACAGUUGGAGCCUCCCUCCUCCCUGGCCGGCAGGGAGGGAGGGAGGGAGAGGAGCUACUUCCUUUGAAAUUUAAGGGACAUCAUUUAAGGGACAUCUAUCAAUAAGGGACAGUAGCGGGACAUGGUGCUGGAACAAGGGACUGUCCCUUCAAAUAAGGGACACUUGACAGCUCUGAGCAGGAGACUGAUGCAAUCUCACUCCUGUCUCAGGUUGAUGCGGAUGCCACUUCGUUGAAUUCCAAUGAUGUUUUUGUUUUGAAACUGCCAAGUAAUGCUGGCUAUACCUGGAUUGGGAAAGGAGCAAGCAGAGAAGAAGAGAAGGGGGCGCAGUAUGUAGCUGGUGUCCUCAAGUGCCAAACCUCAAGGAUUGAAGAAGGCCAGGAACCAGGUGAGCACAACUCUACAAUUCUAGCGUUCUAUUAUUUGAUGCAGGAAAUGUCCACGGUCCUUGACAUUCGGGAAAAUGGCUUCCUAAUAUUACUGGCCGUAUCAGUGGUGUAGCAUGGGUUGCCAGUGCCCAGGGCCAUACAGAGGAGGAGGUGGGUGGGAGGGAAAUGGACGGAGUAUGCACGCACUUUCAACUGCCUAACAGCGUCCACAUCAUCCAGGAGAUCGCAGCUAAAAAAAGAAGAGUCGUUCUGUUGUCUAGAGAGGUCACUUCCUGGUUUCCAUGGAGGAGCCCAGUGAUGGAAACACACAGCUGUAUUGAGGCAGCACCCAGUGUUGAAAUUUUACACCCCUAACAACCUUGUUUCCUCAACACUUGCUCGCAGGGCAUUUCACCAAGGAAGUGUUUUUGUUGUAUCUUCCAGAGCCAUUUUGGAGUGCCCUUGGUGGAAAGAAAGAAUACCAGACAUCAGCACAGUUACUGACUGAGUCCGAAGACCAUCCCCCACGUCUUUAUGGCUGCUCUAAUAAGACCGGCAGGUUUAUAGUAAGUAUAUGGCAGAUAGUUUCUGCUCUGUCCCUUGAUUACUAUGGUCAUUCCAUCUCUGGGUCUUAAAUGAGAUUACUCACAUCCUUUGCAGGGCAAGGAAGAACAUCAUUUGCAGGGCAUAGAGCAAGUUUGUCGUAACAUGGAGGUCUCAGACGUAGGCUGCCUUAUAGUUGAUCAUAUUUCGAAGGAAUGCUGCCCCACCCACUGACAAUCCUGCCAUUCUGUCUUUUAUUUUUCCCCUUUUCAUUUCCUUCUGGCCAGUGUUUUUCUCCUUUUCCACUGAGCCACCUAGCAGUAUAUAUAUUUUUAUUUGUAAUACACUGUGGCUCAAAGGCUUUGUCAAAGAGAGCCAGAAAACCUCUGGAUAUAUAGCUAUGCUAUGUUUGGAGUUCGAUACAUUCCUUUUGCCUUGAGAAAUGUAAUAGGUGUGAAAACAGAAGGGUCCUUUAAGAAUUCUGAGUAUUCAAGCCCAGAAUAAGCAAAGAAGAUAUUGAUUAACUGAGUCAACACUGGUGGAUAAAAAUGUAGGUCACACAAAGGAUCUUCAUGAGGCAUGGAUUAAAACAUUUUUUCCAAGGAAAGCUUUGUUGAAUCUCUCCCUUUCUCUCUUUCGAUACAUACAAACAUACAUACAUACACACAGUGCUGCAUAUACAUACAUAUAAUUUAAAAAAAAACUAGAAGAAACAUUUUCCAGGACCACUUUUCAUAAUACAAACAUUGAUAACCAAUAACAUUAAUUAAAUAAAAAUAAGACAGAGAGAUUCUUAUCUGCUCAUUGCUUCACCUAAAUGUCUAAUAAAUCAUGGCUCCUUGUGUCCAUCAAGUGUAUCUGGACUCUGAAGGAAAGAAGCAACUGACUUAUAGGCUCUACAUACUUGCAUACUAAGCUGGUACUCCAUUGAGAUCUUCCAAUUUUACUAUAUAAUUAAGUCAGAACAAAACACAGGAAGCUUUGAGGAAGAACAUAUUAAUGGAACAAAGUUUGGCUUGAUUAUGAAAACACAUAUUUUCUGCAGUGUAAGAGGGCUUACAUUUUGUUUCAAAGUUGUAUGAGAAGGACUGAAAUAUCCAGUUUAAUUUUAUCGUUUAGCAGCAGUCUAGUUGCUCUGUGUACAAAGGGAGAGGGAGAUGAACUUUUUAGUAGUCACUAUCCUAUUUUCUUUUAUUGGUAGCUUUAUAUUGUAUCGAAUUGUGGCGGCUUACUCAUUAGUCAAGUAACGAGUGCAAUGCAAAUUCCCACACACAUCUGCCCUAAUUUUCUAAAACCCAAUGUUCUGUACCAAAAAAGUGUUUCUCUUUAAAAAAAUAAUCUGCUAAUUGGUUUUAAAAAAUAAAGUAAUGUCACCGGGUGUCUAGUUAAUUUAACAGAUUUACUGCAUUUUAUUCUUUAUUUAAAUCCUUUCUAAACCUGGUUCCUCAGUGCAAGCACAAUAUGUCCAUUGCUUAUUAAAAAUAAAUCAUCAGCAGCCUCAAAUUCACUGCCUGGGUAAGUUUCCAGACAGCUAAAUAACAAGCGCUGCCAUAGGUGUAAUGCCACCUGGAACAUUUGUGUCUUAUGGCUAGUCCUAGAUUCUGAUUGGCCAAGAAGGAUGUAUUCCACAUUAUUUGGUUUGUGAAAAUAUGGGUGCCUCCUGACUGUCACCAUUUUGUAGGAGGAAUUCAAGCACAUACAUCAAUUUAGGUGUGUGCAAUUAAAGUAGAUGAAAGCAUUUUGUUGUGCAACAAAUCCAUUUUUUAAAAAAAGGAACGAAGCCUUUCUGAGGUUUGGAACGUGAUGGGGAAAUGCACUGGAAAGUGUGGGAUGAAGAAAUUAUUAAUGGAAAGCCAUAUGGACACCCCACCAGCAAAUUAGGAUGAGUGCUCACUGCCGUAUAACCACUGUAUAAUCAGAGUAAAUGCUCAAUAAAGACAAGAUAUAAUCUAACCCUUGACACUUUGGCCUCCCCCCUUGCUGCAGCUGGUCCUGAACGCCUGACUGCAUUAUCUUGACUGUGACUCAGUCUCUAACUGUUCUGGCCGUGAUUUCUCCCUUUCAACCUCCCGCACUCCAACCUAUACUGUCCAUUGCUUGCAAUUUUGACCCCCAAUCUUCAGCAACUCUUAAAUAGCUUCUGCCACUUCCAGCAUAAGAUGGACUCUACCUCAACAUCCAAUCAUAAAUCAGAGAACAUUGUAGACUAGUCUGUGCUAUUUUGUAUACAGGAACGUAUGUCGCCAAGUGUUGUUGUCGUUUAAAAAUAUAGAUUGAGGAGGUUCCUGGAGAAUUCACUCAGGAGGACUUGGCUGAAGAUGACGUCAUGCUGCUAGAUACCUGGGAUCAGGUAAGGCACAUGUUAUUAACGGAGCUGUGUGGGACAAAAGAGACAUACAAUCUGGUUUACACCUAUAGCAGCAUUAAGUGGAAGGACAUGUAAGAUGAAUGGACUGUACCACUUCAGGUUGCAGAUGGAGUAAUCACAUCUUCAAAGCCUGAUCCCAUUAAAGAUACCUGCAAAUAGAAAACUGACACAGCAGGCUGGUUUGUAAUGCCAGCUUUUUAUGUGCAGGGAGCUGUGCUUCUGUUUUUUUGUUUUUGUUUUCCCUUCAAAAGUGGCAACCCCUAUUUCUAGUCUGAAAUGGUAUAGUCUAUCCCUUGCUCAUUCUGUAGCCAUGGUCUUACUCAGGGGUAGGCAACCUAAGGCCCGUGGGCCAGAUGCGGCCCAUUUGCCUUCUCAAUCUGGCCCGCAGACGGUCCUGGAAUCAUCGUGUUUUUACAUGAGCAGAAUGUGUCCUUUUAUUUAAAAUGCAUCUCUGGGUUAUUUGUGGGGCCUGCCUGGUGUUUUUACAUGAGUAGAAUGUGUGCUUUUAUUUAAAAUGCAUCUCUGGGUUAUUUGUGGGGCAUAGGAAUCCAAUUAUUCCCCCCCCCAAAAAAAUAGUCCGGCCCACCACAUGGUCUGAGGGACGGUGGACCGGCCCACGGCUGAAAAAGGUUGCUGACCCCUGGUCUAACUGAAUUGUUGUGUAAAGCAGUUCAAAGAAUGAUAAAAGAAAAUCUUGGGAUGUGCUGUGAAGGAAAUGAACGGCACACAGAACUCCACAGAAGUGAAGUUAAAGGAGGAGAUGUGGGGGGAGGGAAAGACCUCUAUUUUAAAACAAGCAGUUGUAAAAGAUGUUUAUUUGAAUGUAUUUGAGAAAUGACUAUAUUUGCCAGAAGAAUGUCCUAGAUUCUUGGCUUUCUUGGGGCCCAUUUCAACAUGACAUUUGGCAUCUCUGGCUUGGCUAUUGAGCAAUUCCCUUGAAAACAUGUUUAAAUGAGUCAUUCACACCACUUUUUCAGAGAUGACCUGGAGAACUUAGCAGAUGCUCUGCCAAAAGUAAAAAGAUGACUAUUUAUAUAUUUAUGUAUCUGAGAAUCCACCCAAACCAGAAAACAAGUCAGUUGAACGUAAGACAUAUCUUUAAUUAAGGAACAUGAUAUUCAGCACAAAUGGUCUUCAUAUACAAUUUUUUUAUAGUAGCUGACUGUCUUCUGUUUCAUAACAGCUAUCCCAACUCUCCUAAAUAUGCAAUUUAAUAUCUCUCUCAUCUCAUUUCCUCCUCUCUCUCCCUCACAACCACACUCUCCAACUCUCAUUUCUCAGCUGGCACAUGCUAGCAGUCAGUCCCAACUCCAUUCCCUCCCUUACUGUCAAUCAUUCUUCCGCUAGUUCUUCUGUCACAGUUUAUUUAGCUGCCCAUCAAUAAAUAUUCCCUGGGCAGAGUGCAAGCAAAAUAAUGCUAAAAAUUGCAAUAUAUCAUAAUUAAAACCAGCAAAAAACUGCUGAAAAGAUAACAGAAACCUGCCAUUACCCAGAGGAAGUAUAAAACAGCUUGAAUUCAAAACACAAUUAAAAGAUCUGGGUGAAUAAAAAAAGGUCUUUGCCUGGUGUUCAAAAGACCAUAGAGAUGGUGCCAGACAAGCUUCUCUGGGAAAGGUAUUCCCUAGCCAGGGUUCUACUAGCAACCCCCCAAAAAACUCUGUUUCCUAGACACCCACCUCCCUUCACUUGGCGAGGUCGCCCACAGUGCAUGCAGCCUCUUAGGAGCAUCUUAAGGGUUGGGGCAUGGGUAUCCGAAGGAAUUUUUCUGGGAAAAGGGACAAGUAAACACUCCAAACCAACCAACAAAUAUGCAUCCAUAACUGAAAAGUGGGAGCAGGCAAGCUCCUUGCUAAAUAAAUGAGGAGAAGAGUGCCUGCACAUUUUGUCAUGUAUCUCGUGCUCUACAGAUACUAAAAACUUGCUCUUUCAAAAUAAAUCAAAGAAAACUGGGAAUCUGGGGAUUGUGCUUCAUCUGGGGGGAAGGAGCCAACAGCCUCCCCCCCCCGGAAGCCCAUGGUUUGGGGAAGCAUAUGCGGGAGGGGGCAAUUUUCUUUUCUUUUCUUUCAAAACAGUAGCAGUUAAUUGCACAUUUAUUCAAAAUCCAAUUAAAGUUACAUAGUUUAAUUAAUUUGACAAAACUGAUGAACUUGAUCUAGUGAUAGAUGCUUUUCAAAGCCUGAUGAUCAUUUAUACCUCCAGCCCCCCAUCACCCCCUGACACCCCCCUGGGGAAUCCCAGGGGGUGGUACCAACCACUCUGGGAAGCACUGGGCUAAACCAUCUCAUUUCUUCUGCCUUUUUGUCCAGUUUCAGACUCUUUUCUCUCUUCCUUUCUGUGGGAAAGAGAAAUUAAGGAGAAGCAGAAACCAACAGGAGGCAAAAGGAGGGGGCAAUUUUCCAGGCUAUUUAUUAUAUUUACAUCCCACCUUUCCUCCAAGGAGCUCAAUGUGCACAAAAGCAAUGGACAAAACUGGGGGGGAUAUAAAGGUAUUUGCCUUGCAUCAAAAUGACAUCAAAGUAGGCAUCAGGCAAGCCACACUGGGAAGAGCAUGCCACAAUUGGAGUGUCACCACCAAGCAGGCCCUGUCCCAUGAAGCCACCUGCCACAUCUCUGAUGAUGUGGACACUGAAAGAAGAGCCUUUGUUGUCCUAAGGGGUGCAAAUGGCUUGAAGGAGAGGAGGACAGAUUAAUGUUGGACUUCUACAACCUUUUGCCAUCUAGAUGUUUUGUGCUGCAACUCCCAUCAUCCCUGAUCACUGCCAUGCUGGGUGGGCUGAGUCCAAAACAUUUAGAGGGCACCAGAUUGGGGAAGACUGGGAAAAGUUGAUGGCCAAUAGAGAAAUGAGGUGGAAAUAAGACUACAUGCAGCCUGAAAGAAAUUUUCAAGACCAUGGGACUGCAAACCCACAGAGGUGGGCAAAUCAUGGAGCUGAAUUUUAAAUAUUGACUAGAAAUCAUCCCUGUCUUUGAAUGCUGGUCAUUAGUAUUUUAUGUACAGGUCAAACUGUGGCGAAACAUCAAAUUUAUACCACUUUGUUGAAGCAGUCUCUUUCUUCAUCACAUCCUAGAUAUUUCUCUGGAUUGGUAAGGAUGCAAAUGAAACGGAACGCACUGAAUCAGUUAAAUCAGGUAAGCUAUGAUUAAAAUUGAUGCAGUCUUUUUUAGAUGAAUGAAAUGGGAUAUUUGAAGAGCUUCUCCCAAGUUAUUUAUACUAAUCAGACAAGGUAGUCAGAGGUAACCCCAGUAGAGGCGGGCCUAUUUGGGCAGAUGUGGUAUUGCCUCAGUCAGCCCUCAGUUUGCCCCCCUACUUUCUGCCAAUCCAGAUCCCAGACAGGCCCAUUGACGGGGCUCUUGGGAGAGGCAAAGGCCAUUUUCCCAAGGUGGCGCUGGCUGUCAGUCUCCUCCUCAGUCUCCGUGUUGCCCAUGUAGAAAUCCUCAGGGAGGAUAAUGGGGCAAAGGUAGAAUUCUUUGGCUCUUCCUGUGACUGCCCCGUCUCCAUGUUCUGUUGGCCUUCUGAAGUUCUGCCCUACCAGCCCCACUGGGUGCCAGCCACUACUGCUGACCCAGAAUACUUUGGGCCUGGUCCCACAUUACCUUUGGGGCAUAGUGAUAGCCUCUGUCCAUAUACGACAUCUUCAUUUGUGUAUGAGUUAUUACACCACUACUUUUCUUGUUGACCUGCUAGUGAAAACCCUGGAGAAUUGUAGGUUUAGCUGGUGUGUGUUUGUGAUUAACCCUGCAUUUGGGAACGUGGCUUAUUUCCCCCCCAAUGUAUCAUUUGAUGGACCUCUUCAUAUGACCUCUGCAUGAUAGUCACUUAAAACUGUAUCCUUGUACAACAGAAAUGGCAACAUUUUAAAUCCACAAAAUUCAUCAAAGCAGUUAUGAAACAGAAAUCCCCCCCCCAACUCUCCCUUUUUCUCUGUCUCGUUUAAAUGAGCAUUAUUCACUUUGAUAAGGAAUAUUUGGGGACGCUGUUGUGAGAAAAGCCAAAUUUGAUCUUAACAUCUCAGCUUACUAAGCUGAGAUAAGAAUUUCCAUGCAUGCAUCCUCUUCGCAAAAGUGAACAGGCCAAAGUCUUCAAUUAACUGUAGUUUUCCAUUUCAUCUGAACCAGGAAACUAUGGUUAUUGGCUUUAUAACAAGCCAGGUUGUGAACCCAUGGUUCAAAGUUAUCUUAAUAUCUUUGCUUGUUCCAAAGACACAAUUAACCAUGUUUGGAUAAAACUGGGAAACUAUAGUUUACUGAACAGUUUCUGGUUUGUUUGUUUGUUCCACAAAAAGGAAGAGCAAAGAAGCUGCACGCACAUCCAGAAACCUCAAUUUGCAUCUUGGCUUAUUAAGAUCCAUGUCCUGUGUGCAUUUGAUUGCCCAAAGCCCAAUGGGUGCCCUAGGUGGUCUAUGUGGGGGGGGGGGGAUCAUUAAGACAAUGCAAUGUGUAUCUCACAUGAGACAGACUGUAGCCCUCAAUAGUCCUUGCAGUAUAAAAGCUCACACAUUCCCCAUUUGUUUUAAUAAUAGGCAUUUUGCUGAUUAUUAAAAUGCCUGCAGGACUCAGAUCUUUUGUAUGGACAGGAUCUGUUUUGCAUUUUUAAAAUGUGUACCUAUUAAAUUUCCAGAUGGCUCUGUAGCACAAAGCUCUUAGUGGUUUACAAACAAGAUUACAAUAAGACAAACAAUGAAAUCAAAGCGAACAACACAAACCCAAAUAACAUUAUCCAGCUCAAAAUGAAAUCAAUAAACUCAUUCAUUUGGAAAAGUUGCGGAAGUUAGUUGAAAGAUAAGAGAAUGCUGAUGUGGGCGUUGAAGAGCAGGAGGCCUUCACAGAUGCUUCUGCAUUUUGAAAAAUGUCUGAAUGAACCCUACAACUCAAGGGAUGGAGUGAUCCUUCGGCACCUAAUCAAUGGAGCUUGCAACAGGGUUUUAGAUAGUACUAUAGGUCAAUUGCAGUACAAUCCUAUGCAUCUUCACUUGGAAGUAAGUCCCAAUUAAUUUAAUUGGAUUUAUUCCCAGUAACUAUGCAUAGGAUUGUGGAGUCAGAAACAGAAUAAUGGCCAAGAGGAUUGGCUUACAUAUCCAUAUGAGAAGAUUCAGUGAUCCCAGUUUGGUCUAAAACUGUGGUUCCCAACGUGGGGGCACGCUCUCUGCAGGGGGGCAAUUUAAUUUUUAAGGGUGGAAUUCGAGAAUGAGUUAUUAACAGUUAAUGGCCUUUUAGGCUUCCUCCACAUGAAUAGGAGUUCACUUUUUGAAUAAUAAGAAUAUGUCACGGGAGGAUUUUAGAGAUGCUUAGGUGGGGCAUGGCCCAAAAAAGGUUGGGAACCACUGGUUUAGAACCUAGAAGUGAAGGAAGCAGUGCCAGGAAAAUGGCUACCCCGGCAUGGACUUACCACUUGCACUGAUUUUUCUAUUCCUCUGAUCUAUGAUGCAGGCUACAGAUCAGGGCAGGGGCAGGCUAGGUGUGGUUUUCAGCGACUGUGCACUGAACCAACAUACUGGAGCCAGGGUAGGAUGUGGAGGGCAGGAAAAACUAUAUGGACAUAUCUUUCCACCGAGGGCAAGGCCACUCCACACACACACACACACACACACACACACACACACACACACACGUGAAAAGAGGUGCACAGAGAACAGCCUGUCUGUUGCAGUGAACAAAGAAGAGAGUUUGGGAUUGCGGGUGGUGAUCUGUGUUUGAGCUGUAAUGUUCAAGUUACUUCCCUCCUCACUGAUAAAGUAACAGAUUACUAUCUUGCAUAUUCAUGUGUUUCAGCCAAACGCUACAUUGAGACUGAUCCUUCUGGGCGAGAUAAAGGGACUCCACUUGUUAUUGUGAAGCAAGGUUACGAACCCCCCACAUUCACAGGCUGGUUCUUGGGCUGGGAUUACAACAAAUGGAAAAACUGAAGCUUCAACUGCAGAAGAGAUAUCCCAGGACAGCCAUUCUCUGGCAGCUUUAAGCAUGUGUUUGCAAAUCACUGUAUAUGUUGCUGGUUUUGUGGUCCAUGUGCCAGUUUGUGUGUGUGUGUGUGUGUGUGUGUGUGUGUGUGUACAGCACAGAGGUUGCCAAUAUUUUUCUAAACUGGAAAAACUGUGGUCACAACACACACGAGAGUGAAGGACCUGCCAGCUUUGGUUCUCUCAGUUUCUCAUUUUUGAAUUCUGUUCUCCACAUUUCUGCAGCAACUUGCAAUUAAAAAAAAGAGAUCCUCGUGAAAAUUCUUAAGUGUUUUCUUAAGAAUUUAUCACAAUAAACACAUUUUUGUAUGCAGUUUUGACCAAUGUAUACAUUUUUGCAAGCAUUUUCUUCUAAUAUAAUGCGUUUUUGCAUGCUAUUUUCACUAAUAAUGUUACAUUUUAUGCCCAUUUCUCCCCAAUAUGCCGUAUGCAUUUUUGUAAACAUUUGUUGGGGAACCGCAUCACAACAUUUGGAUACAUGCAUGGCUGUGUUUUGGUUCUCAUAUUGUUUUGGAGAGUGCAAAUUUGACCAAUUGAGCUUUAAAUGUAAAGUGAAUAAAAUUUCUCCCCCAUCCCUACUACACACACACAGCUCAACCUAUUAUUUUGGCUGGCUACAAUACAAUGCUUCUUUCAAGCCUAAUUUCAGUGAGAAGUGAGGUGGGGAGGAAUGGGGCCCUAUAAGCACCGGGAAAAGCCUGCGUAGGUACCUGCAGGUGCCACAUUGGUGACCCCCGGUAUAAUAAUAUGCAUACAUUCUCUAAACAUGUUCCCGGAUGCAACUGGAAAUGCCCCUUCUCCAGUUCCAAGUCUGUGCAUAACUCCCCCAAAUCCAAGGCUUAAUUCUGUUUUGAAAAGGAUCAAUAGAACGCCCGCUGCAUAGCAUUCCAUUGUGCCGGUGGCUUGGCUUGUUAUGCAAUUGAGUGCGGGUCUCUGUUAGGAAUAGCGAUGGGUGAGUUACACUCAGCUCAGACCUAGCUUGGUAAUCAUGACUUCUCAGUGAGCAUUCAGAAGCUCGCCUGAUUUCUCAGAGCUCUCGCCUAGCUCAUAAUGCUGGUGUGGUCUGUUUAGAUUGCUUUCGCUUUAGUUAUUGUUGACACUGUAUUUUUCAGUGAGUUUUCAUUGUCCCCUCAAAAUGUCUCCUAUUUUUCGUUCAAAUACUGGAUGCUAAUUCUACCUUCUCUCUCAAAAGUUUAAGGCUCCAGGGGACUGUAAUAGUAAUAUUUUUUUUACAGUCCCUGCACUUCCUGACAUAGGAGCCAACUCCUAGGGGCUGAGGUCACUCCACCCUCCCAAUAAAAUAUUUGAGGGGGCUGCGCCACCAAAGUUGAUGGGCGUUGCCAUUCAAGGGAGCUAUAUCAUCCCUGAACUUGUUUGACCAAUUCCCUGAUCCCAGUGAGCCAAAGCUUAAGCACAGAGUGUUUGUAGUGUCUCUAUAUUUGAGUUCUCCUCUUAGCCCAUGUAACUGGUAAGAGCCACAGCCUAGAGGGAAAUACUCAAGCUAUUUCCAGCUGUGCUCCUUUGCUGAAAACUCUAUUUGUUCCUCUUUCUGUGCGAAAAUUGUGGUCUAAACACAUUUCAGCAAAGCUUGGUUCCUCGCCAUGCUGCUGUUUUGGGGUUACCACCCUUUUCACGUGAUUGCAGGAUUGUGCGGAGGUUUGUGGCCUGCCAAAAAACCCCACACAUUGGGACCAGCUCUUCCUCUACCACCUCUCCAGAUCAAUCUGCAUAAUCCAUACCAUGGCGUGUUAUAUGAGUAGAGACAAAAAGUGAGCAAGAUGCCUGCAGAACUGGAAACGAACGUAGGAAUAAAAUGUGUGUCAAAUAGUUCUCAUGAAGUAGCUGUAAAGAAUGGAUGAGCAAAUGAAUGCCACACCAUAGAGUGUGAAUGAAGAUCACAGUGGAUUCACAUUGCUCUUUGGAGGCAUGUGUGGCUCCUGAUUUAGCAAGAAACCCGCAUGCAGAGGCCUGCUUCUUCAUAAAGCGCUCCUUUUCUGGACCUGAGCAUCUAUGUGCUAAGUCAUAUUUUGAUACAUUGCUAUUUUUUUAAGUAUAUAUUUCAAAGAAGCAAAUACAUUACAAAAAAGUGGCAGCCAUGAUUAUAAUUUUUCUAAAUUAUGCACUUUUACAAAAAAAUUAAACACAUUUAUAGAUGUAUGAAUUCAAUAAAUAAAUGCUUUCCAGUCCUGAACAAUCU
Molecule: messenger RNA, 43417 nt
Organism: Podarcis lilfordi (Lilford's wall lizard)
Lineage: Eukaryota; Metazoa; Chordata; Lepidosauria; Squamata; Lacertidae
Source: the annotation of a GenBank genome assembly